UUCACAAUUGGCUCAAGGCCAAUGGCCUUCACAGCCUGGAGAUUAACACUUGUGGGAAUUUGAAAGAAGAGCACUGUCCGGAAGGGAUAGUGAGGAUUUUUGGAGCGGAAAUCAGAGGUUCAGAGACCUGCAUCCUUUGAAUUGUAUUGCACAACGGCUGGAAGAAAUUAAGGAGGAUCAUUUUAAGGCUGUUUUUUAUCAGCCUUGGCUUAUUCAAAAGAGAAAUGAUAGAUCAGAGAUGGAUUCUGGCAGAAAUCCCUCAAAUGUAAUAGAGAAUCUUUGUGCUUCUAACUUGCCAAGCAAGAAAAGUUUUUCUCACAGUUUUAAUCUGCCGAUUAAUUGUUUCAAUUCUGAGACAGAUGGGAGUCUGCUAAGUCCACAAAGAAGAGCCUCAAACGAUUUAAAAAAUAAUUUAAUAAGCUCUGAAUCUUCUUCAACCAUGGAGACCUCUGCUAAAGAUUGAGAGGGUAGUAUAAAAUCUUCUUCAUUAAUGGAUCUCCAAAAGGGCAACCAUGAACUCACCAAGGAUCCCUAAGAGCAAAAUCUGAUCAAAUAAUUCGAACUCUCUUUCAGUCUCAGAGACCCCCAAAUCGAAGAAGGAAGAGAUUAAGAGCAACUUAGAGGAAGAAAAGGUAUUCACUAACUCUGGAUAUAAGAAAUCAGAAGCUUCUUCAGAAUGGUUAGAUCAAUUUUAUGCCAAGAUGGAGCAAUUUGCCAAACUCUUUGGUUUUCAAAUUAAGAAUAAUAUUAAACAGUUCUUUAAGGAUAUUAUUGAGAAGGACAAGGAGAAAAUGAAGGAGGCCUAUAAGGAACUAGAAACAAAGAAGAGAAAAAGUCAGAAUUCUGGGUCAAGAAAGAGGGUGGUCACAAUGAAUAAAGAGGAAAAUAAGGAAGAAAAAGAAACAGAUUCCAAGCCACCCCCAGAAACUAGAUCAGAUUUGCAAUACACAUCGAAGAUAAACUCAGUCAAACGAAUUAUGAAUGAUCUGUCUCUCUUGGAAGGGUUUGAACCUCGUAUUUAAAUCAAAAACAAAGAAUACACUCGAAGGCAAAGCACAAGUAUUUUUAUAUAGGUUCAUUCCACUUUUUUAUCCCUUUGGAGACCCUGAAAAAUCCAUUUCACAGGAGCAUAAGAAAGCCAGAGAUGAUUUUAAGGUGAAAUCACCUUUUCUUCUAUUUGCAUGGUUACUCACAAUGGGUCAUAAAUCGACAUCUGGAAAAAUGGUAGAAGAAUUAGAAGCCAAACUUGAAAAGAAUAGACUACCUAAACUAUCUGAAUUGAAGAAGCUAAUCGAUCUUAUACAGAAACAUGAGAUGCGUAAGAAUUUUAAGAAAUUUUGUCAGACGAAUAAAGUUACUGCAUUUUUAGAGAUGGAAUUAUUUGAUACACAGACAGGACUCAUGCCAACAAUGUUUAAGAGUGGUUACUCUAUCCCGUAACUAUAUGUGUUCAAACUUGAAUCGAGCAUGUAUGAAGGAUAGAGAAGCCAUUUCUUAUUGAUUAUAGAUUGAUUAGUUAACA
Molecule: messenger RNA, 1522 nt
Organism: Moneuplotes crassus
Lineage: Eukaryota; Ciliophora; Spirotrichea; Euplotida; Euplotidae
Source: the annotation of a GenBank genome assembly